Thunnus maccoyii (southern bluefin tuna) is the source of this 2836-nucleotide messenger RNA. RefSeq names its product kelch-like protein 10. The transcript is spliced from 5 exons. Bases 403 to 2139 code for a protein of 578 amino acids. NCBI's taxonomy places the organism in Eukaryota, Metazoa, Chordata, Actinopteri, Scombriformes, Scombridae. The record is from RefSeq and is a predicted model, not a curated record. Gene Ontology annotation, molecular function: protein binding.
CGUAUUCUUUAAAUUCAACUAAUUAAAGGCUUCGUCCAGGGCAAUGGACUCUGCUCAUUUAAUAUUUGGUAUUUGGUUUCCUGAGCAAAGCCUUUCAGGGACGUCUUGAUGCUUUUGGAUUUUUUUGUGAGUAGUUCUGAAACUUUAAACCUUUUCCACAUCGUGUCACAGCACUUUCGCAGCCUUAUGAAUGUAUUUUUUAAUUACUAUUUUGUGAAAACAGUCAUAACAAGAGAAUAAGUCAUUGUGAUGUUGCUGUUUAUGACACAAUGACGGUCCGUUCUAGAAGUCCGUCAUGAUCUGUGAUCUGAGAGAGCACAAGUCUCACACAACAAGAGAAACUCACUGAGAAACACAAAACACAAAUACAAAGAGUACAAGUUCUCAAACUAAAAAGCAAAGAUGAGUGAGAUCAGCUCGGUGUAUAAUGAGCUCCGUCUGGAACAACAGCUUUGCGAUGCUUUGAUCAGAGUGGACAACGAAGAAUUUCAAGCGCACAAAAUCAUCCUCUGUAAUUGCAGUUCGUACUUCAGAGCUCUCUUCACUCACUGGUCGAGUCCGGACAGUCGGGUUUUUGAAAUUCACAAUGUGACGCCUGACAUGAUGAAGAUCAUCAUCGAGUUUGCCUACAACAACUCUGUUUCUGUGACCAACGAGAAUGUACAAGAACUUUUUAUAGCAGCAGAUCGGUUCAAUGUAACGGGCAUCACACAGGCAUGCUGUGACUUCCUGGAGGAGCAUCUGACCCCAGAGAACUGCAUCGGCAUCUGGUGGUUCACAGACGUCUAUUACUACCCCGAAAUGAAACACAAGGCCUUCCUCUUCACACUAUAUCACUUUGAGGAGGUUGUUGCCACCUCAGAAGACUUCCUGCAGCUCUCUGUGGAGGAACUUGUUAAAAUCAUUGAGAAUGACUUGCUCAAUGUAAAGCAGGAGAAGAUGGUGUUUGAGGCUAUCCUCCACUGGAUUGCAUAUGCGCCUGAGGAACGCACAGAUUACAUCUCUCUGCUUUUGUCUAAUGUCAGGCUGGCUUUAAUGAGUCCAACAUAUAUCACAGACAAUGUGAGCAACAACGAAGUGGUGAAGGCGAGUGAAGAGUGUCGACCGAUUCUCCUCAAGACCAUGCAGGCCAUGCUCGACCUCAGAACAAAAAUUUUCUCUGACUCUGUUUUCUUUAACCCUUUGGCCCGUCCACGUCUGCCUCCUGCCAUCCUGUUGGCCAUUGGAGGCUGGAGUGGUGGCAAUCCCACCAAUGGCAUUGAGGCGUAUGAUGUCCGUGCUGACCGCUGGGUCAAUGUAACUAACAAUGAGGAGGGUCCAAGGGCCUACCAUGGUGCUGCUUUCCUCAAUGGAUCAGUUUACUGUGUCGGCGGCUUUGACAGUGUCGAACAGUUCAGCAAUGUGCACAAGUUUGAUCUGAGCAUGCAAACCUGGCAGGAGGUGGCACCGAUGCAUUCCAGCCGCUGCUAUGUCAGCGUUACUGUGAUGGACGGGUGCAUCUACGCCAUGGGAGGUUUUGAUGGACAUGAUCGACUCGAAACUGCUGAGCGCUAUCAGCCCAACACCAACCAGUGGACUGUAAUUGCACCCAUGCACGAGAAGAGGAGUGACGCCAGUUGCACAACCCUCCACAACAAGGUGUACAUUUGUGGUGGCUUCAAUGGGAACGAGUGCCUGUCCACAGCUGAAUGUUACAACCCAGAGACCGACGAGUGGACAGUCAUCUCCUCCAUGGGCAGCAGACGCAGUGGAAUUGGGGUCAUCACCUACGCAGACCGAGUCUUUGCAGUUGGUGGUUUCAAUGGAACCAGCCGUCUACGCACUGCUGAGGCCUACAACCCUCACACCAACACCUGGCACUCUGUGCCCUCCAUGCUGGGCACACGCAGUAACUUUGGCAUCGCAGUGAUCGACGACCGCCUCUUCGUGGUCGGGGGCUUCAACGGCUUUACCACCACCUUUGACGUUGAGUGCUACGAUGUCGAAGCUGGUGAGUGGUCUGCUGUCCGUGACAUGGAGAUCUCUCGCAGUGCUCUGAGCUGCUGCGUGGUGCACGGAUUCCCCGACAUGGCCGAGUACGCUGCCCCUCGUUACCAAAUGCAAUUCUCUGAUGAGGAGGAGGAGGAAGCAGCGCAUUGAUGAAGAUCCAUCUGACCAUGAGUUAUAUUGUUCUGUAAAUAAAUUUCUCUACACAUCAAAUCACAGCUGUGCUAUUGUUAAUCAAGUGAUUGCAAAGAUUAUCAGCUUGUAUGACCACUUAACAAGACUGUGUACAAGCCCCCGUGACCUUUGACCUCUUGUUGAGUAGUGAAGGGAAGGAGGAAAGUUUCUCUCUGCUCAUGCUGCGUGCGUCCACAUGUUUUGUCGCUGGAUUUGGUGUGUCUGCACCAUUACAGUGUAGUGGCGUUCUGCGCUUUAGGGUAGAGGUACUGUGAGUAAGACCCAUUUCCAUGUACAUUAUGGCACAUCAGUAUUUUAUUGAGACAGACUAGAAAAAAAACAAAAGCUAUCCUUUAAAUCUGACUUUGAGGUGUGUACCUAUGGGCAUAUGUGAUAUCACAACUAAUCAUUCAGUCUAAUAUGCAACUUACACUGAUGUGAUGUGGAAACUUGAACACACAUUGAAGCACAUAAGGAACUUUUCAGUGAAGUAGGAGUUUAAUUAGCUAAUUAAACAACAGCCAGUCAGAUCAGGAGAUCAACUGCCUGUGCAGUGGCAGCACACACCUUACUUUCACAAGUUUUGGGUUUUUUAAAUGUAUUGUGGGAGUUGAAUGGAUUUGUGGUAUGUUUACCAAGAUAAUUUAUAUUUGGAAUUGCAAUAAAGAUUCAUUGG